AUGGCUGACGCUGGCUCUUCCUUCAACGCCAGCUCAGUCGACCUCGACAACACUCCCCUAGUCGACAUCAUCUGCUACCUGAACGGCAGUGGCAAUGCCUACGACGACAGGCUAGGCUUACACAUUGCUUCCAUUUUUGUCAUUCUCGUCGUCUCGACGGCGGUCACCUUCUUCCCCGUCCUGGCAACCCGUAUCCGGCGCCUGAAAAUUCCCCUGUCCGCCUACCUCUUUGCUCGGUAUUUCGGCGCCGGUGUCAUCAUCGCGACCGCGUUUGUGCAUCUCCUCGACCCGGCCUACGGGGCCAUUGGGCCCAACACCUGCGUCGGCCUGACGGGGGGGUGGUCGACGUACUCCUGGCCGCCGGCCAUCGCCCUGUCGUCCGCCAUGAUCAUCUUCCUCGUGGACUUCCUCGCAGAGUACUACGUCGAGAAGCGGUACGGGCUCGUCCACGCCGAGGUUGAAAACAUCAUCACCGACGCAUCCGGGGCCAAUGGCAACGGCACUCAAGGCGCUCACGGCUCCCACUUGCAUCUGCACUCGGCGGAUCAAGAUGACCGGCCGAAGGACGCGAGACGUGCGCCCGCGGCGGUCAGGAGCGAAAAGUUUGACAGCGACCUGGAGGAGCUGACGCAUCUCACGGGCGAUUCCGAGGAAAUCCACCGCGCGUUCCAGUCGCAAAUCUCGGCCUUUCUGGUGCUCGAGUUUGGCGUCAUCUUCCACAGCGUCAUCAUCGGCCUCAACCUAGGCGUGGCCGGGGGCAGCGAUUUCAACACCCUCUUCCCCGUCCUCGUGUUCCACCAGUCGUUUGAGGGCCUGGGCAUCGGCGCUCGUCUCAGCGUCAUCCCGAUUCCUACGAGGUGGAGGUGGUUGCCCUGGGCGCUUUGCUUGGCCUACGGGCUGACGACGCCCAUCUCCAUUGCCAUCGGCUUGGGACUGCACAAUACCUACAGCGGCAGCUCGUACACUGCCAAUGUCGUGUCUGGCGUGCUGGACUCCGUAUCGGCUGGGAUUCUCAUCUACACGGGGCUGGUGGAGAUGCUCGCGCGCGACUUUCUCUUCAAUCCGCACCGUACCAAUAACAAGAAGCGCCUGGCGCUUAUGCUUGUGUCGCUGUAUCUCGGGUGUGGUAUUAUGGCUUUGGUUGGACGAUGGGCAUGA
This is a messenger RNA of Metarhizium robertsii ARSEF 23, 1158 nucleotides long. RefSeq names its product zinc transporter protein. Gene Ontology annotation, cellular component: plasma membrane. Lineage: Eukaryota; Fungi; Ascomycota; Sordariomycetes; Hypocreales; Clavicipitaceae. Bases 1 to 1158 code for a protein of 385 amino acids. Gene Ontology annotation, molecular function: high-affinity zinc transmembrane transporter activity. Gene Ontology annotation, biological process: zinc ion import across plasma membrane. The transcript has a single exon. The record is from RefSeq and is a predicted model, not a curated record.